AUGGGUGUUGCACCAACCGAGGCCCCACCAUCGCGCGCCGGCGUCGAUGAAGAAAAGGUUGUCCAAAACGGCUCGAACCCUUCCCUUGGUGCCGAUGUCUCCGAUUCCCAGGUCCAGGACCCCUUCGAGGGUGAAGUGGGUGAGAUCAUCGACUAUAAGACCCUCACUUGGUGGCAAGGAGGAAUCGUCUUGAUUGCGGAAACUGUUUCCCUAGGCAUCCUAUCUUUGCCUUCGGUACUCGCAACCGUAGGACUCGUCCCCGGAAUCAUCCUCAUCCUAUUCCUUGGCGCCUUGUCAACCUACUCCGGUCUCGUGCUCGGAGAAUUUCGAAAGCGAUACCCUUAUGUUCAGAAUUUUGGUGAUGCCGUUGAGAUCGUCGGCAAGUCGAUUGCGUGCCUGUCCAUCACCACAGCCGUGUUGAUCACCGUAGGUGAUGUUGCGGCGGAGCGUCCGAUUGGAACCGGAAGCAUCGAGGUCGCUAGGCAACUCGGCUUCACUGGAGCGUUCCUCGCCGUAACGAAUAUCGCCAUUGCUUUCUCGAGCCACUCGUGCUUCUUCACCGUGAUUUCCGAGUUCAAGAACCCCGAUGAUUGGCCCAAGGCCUUAGCACUGCUUCAAAUCGCCGAUACGACGAUUUAUCUCGUCGCCGCCAUUGUAAUCUACGUUUUCGUUGGGCCCAACGUCCCCUCCCCUGCCCUGUCCGCGGCCGGCUCCCUCGUCGUCCGAAAGGUCAUUUGGGGAAUCGCCAUUCCAACCAUCGUCAUUGCCGGAGUUAUCUACGGCCAUGUAGCAUCCGCCUACGUGUUUUCCAGGAUCUUCCGCAACACGAAGCACAUGGUCCGCCGAACGAAGAUCUCCACCAUCUCGUGGUUUGCAAUCACCUUUGGAGCAUGGACAAUCUCAAUGAUCAUCGCUGAAUCCAUCCCUGUUUUCAACAACCUCCUCGGCCUGAUCGGCGCCCUGUUCGCGAGCUGGUUUUCUUAUGGUCUCCUGGGAUCUUUUGGCUUUGGAUGCAUUACGGAAACUGGUUUACCGAUGGCAAGCAGACCUGCCGAUUCUUGGCCAAUGUCGCGCUUCUUACCACGGGGUUCGUGA
Messenger RNA from Parascedosporium putredinis, 1095 nucleotides. Lineage: Eukaryota; Fungi; Ascomycota; Sordariomycetes; Microascales; Microascaceae. The record is from the annotation of a GenBank genome assembly.